AUGGAAAAGAAGCACAAGGGCAUGAACGACGUCCUACCUCUUGACCUCAUUUGGCGAAUCUUUAUGAGGCUUCCCGCCAAAGAGCUGUUUCGCUUCAGAUGCGUCUCCAAACUUUGGCGCACUCUCAAAUCCGAUCGAGAUUUUGCAGAAUCUCAUCUUAACCAUUACUCUGUAGCACCCUCCCAUUCAUGCCUCUUCGUAAACUACUUCCUCUCUGUGGGUCACAUUGUUGACUUAGACACACUAGCAUUCAAAGAGCUAUCUCUCCCUUUCAGCAGGAAGAAGCGAUCCUUUGAUUUUAGAGUCAUGGGAUCUUGCCGAGGGCCAAGACGAAACCGCCUAACUUCCUCUGUAUAUACAGAGAAUCUCUUGUCAUUUCCUGAUGAUAUUAAGGAUAAGGAUAAGAAGAAGAAAACUGGCCAUCGAGUUCGCCAAGAAUGUUUUAAACAACUUGAUGUUGGCAAAGAUUAUAAUCGCAAUGGGGUCAAAUAA
Arachis stenosperma is the source of this 492-nucleotide messenger RNA. RefSeq names its product F-box protein At3g61340-like. The transcript has 3 exons. The coding region runs from base 1 to 492 and encodes 163 amino acids. Gene Ontology annotation, molecular function: protein binding. NCBI's taxonomy places the organism in Eukaryota, Viridiplantae, Streptophyta, Magnoliopsida, Fabales, Fabaceae. The record is from RefSeq and is a predicted model, not a curated record.